AUGGCCAUGGCCAGAGAUAUGAGGACUGGUCAAACAUUCGUGUUAUUUGUGAUUUUAUACACAUACAUAGGAUUUGGAGCAAAUGGCCAGAUUUGUAGACCUCAGAACAGCUGCCUUUAUGGACACUACACUUGCGAUGAAAACGGGAAUAAGGUGUGUUUGGAAGGAUUCCGCGAUCCCCACUUGAACUGUACAACACGUCUCGUCCCCCCUGAGUCUGACCCUGAGUGUCCAGAUGGGGGCUGUAUCAAUGGUUACUGCUUCAAGUCAACGUGUUGUUGUUCAUCAGGUGACUUCUGUGAAGACUUAGCAGGAAGUUCUACUCCUCAACCCCCUACUACCACACCUCCCCAACCCCUAACUACCACGACUGCUGAGCCAAGAUGUCCCCCCAACUAUUACGGUAUGAAUUGUGAAGCAUACUGCAAAGCUGCCGAUAGUUGCAAGGAAGGGCACUACACAUGUGACCCUUUAACAGGGGCCAAGCUCUGCUUUGAAGGAUGGACCAAGGAAUCCGGGUGCAAAGUAAAGUCGACUGAUCCAUUAAAUGACCAAGAAUGUCCUAGCGAGGGAUGUAACCUUGGGUUUUGUUGGCGUGGAGGAUGCUGUUGUUUCGAUAACAUUAUUGGACAAUUUUGCGACACACCGGUUAAUCGUUGUGACUCAGCACCAUGCCUGAAUGGAGGGACUUGUUCCUCAACACCACCAAGCAGUGAAUACACAUGCAAUUGCCCACCAAACUUCAAUGGACGAAACUGCGAGAAUAACAGUACAGCGCCACCUAGGACCAACCAAUGGUAUGAGUUCAUCAUAGGAUUCACAUCCAACAUGAACAUAAAUAGUAACGCAUCCGUCAAUGUGAUCGUUAGCAACCCAAACAACCAAAAUGUUCUCUUUUACAUCACCUCACCCUAUCUUCCUUCUCAAAUCCAAGAGACUCUCGGUCCAAAAGGCACUCCUGGUCAAUCCGUCUCAGUAGCCCUCCCAGGCGGUCUUCAGAUGGGGAAUAAUGUAAAAGAGAACAAGGGCAUACGUGUAUAUUCUGAGUUGCCUAUAGUAGUACAUGGAAUGAACAACAAGGGAGUUGCAAGUGAUGGGUUUUUGGGCAUCCCAGUUAGAGACCUUGGGAAUUACUACAUCAUACCCUCCUAUUUGUCCAAAACAGCAUCGGAAUCUUCCAACAUUGGUAUAGUUGGCAUUGCGAAAGACACAGAGGUUAGGAUAUUGCGUCGAGUACCAGAUAUCGGUUACGUAUCCCAGAAUAUAAGUAUUCGCCUUAACAUGCUAGAAACGUAUCAGGUGAAUGAGUUUGGUAGUGACUUGACAGGUACUAUUGUUGUAAGCAGUGAUCCGAUAGCUGUGUUCUCUGGGGCUUCAUUCACAAGUGUGCCAGGUGCGCAAUGCUGUAGCGAUCAUUUAAUUGAACAAAUUCCUCCUGUAACACAAUGGGGUACAAUUUUUGCCAUACAGUACACAAGACGGCGGAUUUUUGAAUCAGAAGAUGAAGGAAGACUUCUUCCAAACGAGAUAUAUCGUGUUAUUGCUUCCGAAGAUGACACUAGAAUCUUAAUAAACCAAAGUCCUACUUCCAAUGUUGUAUCCAGAAUCAACAAGGGUGAAUACGUUGAACAAGUUCUUAGACUUUCCGAAGGCCUUAAUGAAACGAGGCAUGGUAUCUUUGCGAACAAACCUUGCUUAGUUGCUCAAUAUAGCACCGGAUCGAGUUUUCUGGACUUUGCCUCCCCUUUUAUGAUGAUAGUACCACCCGUGGAACAGUACAUCAGUGAGUUUGUAUUCACAACUGAAGCUCUUGAUACUCCAUAUAAUAACUCACUGAACAUUGUUAUACUCGAAGGUGCUAAUAGGAAUGAUGUACUAUUAAAUGGACAACCAACUGCUGACAAUUGGGCAUCAUUUGCCUUCUUUCAGUCGACACAAUUACAAUUGAACAGUGGCACCUCAUAUACACUUCAAUACACUCCUAAAGAACAAUCUGCAGAGAAAGUUAUGAGAGGAAAUACGACAAUGAAAGCUUCUGAAAUACCAACUACUGCCUCAGCCAUUACAAUGGAGUAUUCCAUCCAAACAACUGCUGAUUCCAUCCAAACAACUCCAGACUCCAUCCAAACAACUGCUGACUCCAUCCAAACAACUACUGACUCCAUCCAAACAACUGCAGACUCCAUCCAAACAACUGCUGACUCCAUCCAAACAACUAUUGGCUCCAAGCAAACUAUUGCUGGUUCGAACCAAACAACUGAUAAAUCCGUCCAAACAACUAUUGGCUCCAUGCAAACGACUGCUGACUCCACCGAAACAACCGAUGAAACCACACCAACAGCUGCUUUCCAAAACUCAACAGCUGCAACCACAUCAUCCUCCGAUUUUUCAUCCAUUUCUACUACAACACAAUCUACAUCACAGGGUCCGACAACCACUCCACUAAAUAUCCCUACAUCCACUACGCCUCCUACCAAUUCCCCUCCUACUCCUCCAACUACCAAUCCCCCUCCUACUCCGCCUCCAUCCUUACAGGGUCUGAUGGCGGCUCACGUGUAUGGACACAAGAUGGGACAAUCUUAUGGUUACCCGGUUGGCAUGGCAUUCAACAUUAUCAAUGCCCUGAACAUUACAAUACCCAAGCCACCUCGAUAUCUCCAAUGCGAGUGUAAAGUAAGAACUGAACCCACUCCAGGGCCAGGACGAAUCGUCUACAAUAUCGACAACAUCCUGUUCAAUGACACCAACAAUAACUGCUCCGACUGCAACAUCAUGCUCCGUCAGUGCCCAAAAUUGUGCUCCCGCAAUAUAAGCAACCUUUUGGGACAGGAUGGUCUUGGUACACUUGUUCUGGUGAACAAUACAAACCAACCGUACAAUGAGACCCUCGGUCAAGUGAUGUGCAAUAAUUACAAUGCUGAGGUUCCAGCUCCUGGGUUACUCCUAGCCACUCAUACCGUCCCUAUUGGUUGUGCUGAAGAGUCAGAUGCUUUGUUUAUACAGACACAGCCUCAGUAUCGUCUAUGUUGUAUUACUAACCCUACUGGUGGACCACCUUACUGGGAUAGUGACUGUGGUGCCCCAACGUCAAAUGAAUAAUCCUGCGACACUCUACCAGUAGACUUUUAAUUAAAAAACUUGAAUGGUUUACAAGUUUCCAAAUGGAUUAUACCUGAAUUUAGACUUAAAGAGGCUCUAUACCAUAGGAUAGCACAAUCAAGACCACUCUGGAAUUUCUUUUGCAUAUUGAGUUGCACCACAUAUUCACCCAUCUACUUACCAUAGAAAAAGUCCCAAAUCCCCCUCUUUCAGUGUUAAUUUUGCGAUUGUGCUGGC
Messenger RNA from Owenia fusiformis, 3336 nucleotides. The record is from the annotation of a GenBank genome assembly. Lineage: Eukaryota; Metazoa; Annelida; Polychaeta; Sabellida; Oweniidae.